CAGGUGGAGAUUCAGGGACCAGGAUCACGUGGAUUAGGGUUUGCGAAGAGGAAGAGAUGAAGAAGCGCUGAUCGAUCGAUUAGGCUAGCGUCGCGGCAAAAUGGGUCAAAGUGGGCUUGUCGCGUGUCACAGGGAAGAUCCAUUAUGUCUCGGGAUUAUCUAUGGUUUGCAGAUGUGGACUUUGAAGUGGCCAAUUUGGCUAUUUACUCGGUUUCUUCCCGUGUUCUUUAUCUAUUCCUUUCCAUCGCGAUCCACUCUAUAAAAGCCACCGAUCACAUUUGUAGCUACCAUAUAAGUUUUUUGUUUUGUUUUUCUUGAGCGGAAUGGAUCAGCAAGAGAGGAGGAGAAUGGUGAAUUCUCCCUUCCCGCGGCAGCCCAAAUCGAUGGGUUUCGUCCAGGGGAAUUUGUUCUUCGAUCGCGAGGCUCUUGGGGAGGUGGUGGUGCUUCCGGUGGGCGAUGGAUUCCUGGUUUGCUGGAACCCGGACAAGGGGGGAUUUUUAAGCGUGGAGCAUCGCAGCGAGCCAGGUAGAAGCCUUUGGUCCACAGCUCCUGGGUUUUCUUUCGUCACCGCGGCUCUGGGAGUGGAAACGGUGGAGGAGUUUCGGGGAUCGUUUGGGAUCCAGGACGAGGUCAAGCUAAUUUGUAAGCACCAAAGUGUUGACAAGAUCCUCUCUUUGGCGGGCUCAAGCGCUCAAAGUCAGCUAGCGGAUGAUCACGUUUCGUUGUCAAACCAAAAAGAUGGAGAUGGGACCCCGUUGUCCGUGAGUGGGGGCUCGUCAGUGGUGAUCACUGGGACUUUGUUCUCGGCAGAAACAGCGUUAAAUUCUCCGCGGCCUUUCUUUCGUAGGAAAGACUGCUCCAACAGUGUUGCUGUCUGCUACACGCUUUGCUUCACAGAGAAGAGGCCUCACCACCUUGGUUUUACGAUCAAGCUUGAUAAGCCGUUCUGGAUCGCGCCACCAAAACAAGUGGAGAACUAUUAUCACGAGCUCCAAGCCGAACUUAAAAGUGAUUUUGACGUGCUAGAGAGGAUUUGGACGGAACGAUCAAUUUUUAGACGGAGAAGCUAUGGCUCGCUACGAGUUCGACCGGUUGAGCAAGCCAAUAUUGACGAAGUUCCGGAUUUUAACAGGGUCCAGCUGACGUACAUCUCUCACAGAAACGAACGAUUCUUUGGAUUUGGCGAGCAGUUCUCUUGCUUAGAUCUGAAAGGACGGAGAGUGCCGAUCCUCGUUCAGGAGCAAGGCGUCGGAAGAGGUGACCAGCCUAUUACCGCUGCAGCAAACAUUCUAUCUUACAGAUCUGGAGGAAGCUGGCACACAACUUAUGCACCAUCGCCAUAUUACAUGACCUCGGAUAUGCGGUGUUUGUUCCUUGAAAACUACGAGUACUCCGUCUUUGAUCUGCGUCGUCACGAUCGAGUUCAAAUACAAGUACAUUCGGGAACGAUGGAAGGCCGGAUCUUACAUGGACAGACACCCGCAGAGCUGCUUAUGCGCUAUACUGAAAGCAUUGGAAGAAUGCGAGAGCUUCCGGACUGGAUUCAUCAAGGGGCUGUCAUUGGUAUGCAAGGUGGAACGAACGCUGUGAAGAAAAUACAUGCUGAACUUAAGAAGCACGACAUUCCUAUAGCUGCCUUCUGGUUGCAAGACUGGGUUGGCCAAAGGAAAACAAGCAUAGGAUGGCAACUUUGGUGGAACUGGGAAGCAGACACGGAUCAUUACCAAGGAUGGGGGGAGCUUGUGCAAGAGCUCAAAUCCCAGGGCAUUCGAACAAUGACGUACUGCAAUCCUCUCCUCGCUUGUGUAAGUCUCUUUUCAGAGUUUCCUUUACGAUGCCAAUGUCUUACCUUGAAUGUAAAGGUUGAGAGCAAGGAAGCGAAACGAAGAAAUCUAUUGCAAGAAGCUUUAGCUGAGAGUUUCUUGGUGCGUAAGCCUGGUGGAGGCGUCUACAUGAUUACGAACACGAGUUUUGACGCAGGGGUCAUUGAUCUUACAAAUCCCAAAGCUCGUUGCUGGCUGAAAGAGAUACUGAGAGACAUGAUCAGUACUGGAGUUUCGGGGUGGAUGGCGGACUUUGGCGAAGCAUUACCUUUCGACUCGGUCAUUCACUCAGACGAGAAUCCAGCGCUCCUUCACAAUCGAUUUCCCGAGCUGUGGGCUCAGCUCAACAGGGAGGUCGUCGAAGAAUGGGAGCAAGAGCACAAGUUACAAAACGGUGACAUCGACAAACUUGUGUUUUUCAUGCGAGCGGGGUUUAUGAGAAGUCCGAAGUGGUCGACCCUGUUCUGGGAAGGAGAUCAAAUGGUCAGCUGGCAGAGGAACGAUGGCAUAAAAAGCGCUGUUGUUGGACUGCUGAGCAGUGGCAUCUCCGGAUACUCUCUGAAUCACAGUGAUAUUGGCGGCUACACAACGGUGAAUUUUCCAUUUCUAAAGUACGUGCGAAGUGAGGAGCUUCUCAUGCGCUGGAUGGAGCUCAACGCCUUCUCUGUGAUUUUCAGAACGCACGAGGGAAACGAUCCUGGAGCGAACUCUCAGUUUUACACGAAUGCGCGAACUUUGCAACACUUUGCUAGGUGCGCAAGGAUUUUCAAAGCGUGGAAGUUUUACCGCAAGGAACUUGUCAAGGAAGCGGCAAGUCGAGGUAUGCCCGUCGUGAGGCACCUCUUCCUUCACUAUCCACAGGACGAGUUCGUGCAAAGAAUCACUUACGAGCAAUUUCUAGUUGGCUCGGAGCUUCUCGUCGUUCCAGUGCUCAACAGAGGCAAACGAAAGGUCCGUGCUUAUUUUCCAGCGGGAGACGUGUGGGUGCACGUCUGGACGAACAGGAACUACGGCUCUGCGGAGCAAUCCUCGAGUGCCUGGAUCGAUGCACCGCUUGGACUUCCAGCCGUGUUCUUCAAAGCCGGAUCGACAGUUGGAUCAACCUUUAUGUCCAACUUGGCCUCUCUCGAGGCCUCGUGACAUUGGGAAUAUGCUUU
This is a messenger RNA of Selaginella moellendorffii, 2980 nucleotides long. Its product is annotated as sulfoquinovosidase. Bases 324 to 2963 code for a protein of 879 amino acids. NCBI's taxonomy places the organism in Eukaryota, Viridiplantae, Streptophyta, Lycopodiopsida, Selaginellales, Selaginellaceae. Gene Ontology annotation, molecular function: carbohydrate binding; hydrolase activity, hydrolyzing O-glycosyl compounds. The transcript is spliced from 7 exons. Gene Ontology annotation, biological process: carbohydrate metabolic process. The record is from RefSeq and is a predicted model, not a curated record.